UCGACCCACAAGAAGAAGACGAGUUGUUGGAUUCGGAUUCCGCUCGCGCAUCAGUUGCCUUCUCCGAUCUCGAGGAAGACCUCGAUUGGGAUAUCGAGGACGACGCAGGCUCCGACGAGCCUCUCGUGCGCCGACGCCGGAGGGAUGACACACCAGGCGACCGCAGCUUAUGGGAAGUACGUCGCCGCUCGCACAGACUCUGAUACAGCUCAUCCCGCCGCUCGUCCUCGCACAUCCUCUCGCGCUCUUCCCAGCGCUCGCGGCCAUCCCACACGACUUCUUGCCGGCGGGCGUCGCCCUUUUUGUGCCCCUUCUCUGCGUCCUCGCUCUCCUCAGUGCAUGCGCGCACAUCGUCAUCGUAUAUCUCGGCUGGUACCUCAAAGUUCGCACAUUCGAGGAUGUGUUCGCUGCGUGUGCAGGCGAACGACUGGGUCCAUACGGCCUGCAGGUCGGGCGCGCUUUCGUCAUGGUCGCGACCAUGGGUGCAAGCGUAGGCUGGCUAGGAACCCUCUUCGGACUCCUCGAGCCCCUCGCGCGCACAUACCUUCCCGCUGGCGUGCUGCAGGCGCGCGUGUUUUGGGUGCUCGCUGCCAGCGUAACCAUGAUCCCUGCACUCGUCCCCUCAAGAACCUUCCGCAGCUUGAGGCGAGCGCCGUAUGUCCUGGCCACAUUGCUUCCGAUCGUCGCGUUUAUCGCCAUUGGGCGCACCGUUGAGAUUCGCAAGCUUAUGGACGAGGCAGCCCACAAGCCUGAACUCAGCGCGCGCGGUCUCAACGCCGGCUCUGCAGGCUCUGGUCUCACCUCCCUCGCUAUGUUCUUUACACCCCACCUCCAAAGCCUUUCGGUGCACACGACACUUCAAAGGAACAGCCGACAGCAGUUUUUUAUUCCUUGCUUCGCCACCACGCUCGCGCUUGUUCUUAUCUCUCUCCCCUUCGCCCUGGUGCCAUACUACCUCCUACCACCGGCCUCGACCGGUCUCGCCCAGCUCCCCCCCGACGAUGGUUGGACAAACGCCGCCCGCGUCCUCAUGGCCGCUCUCGUCCUCGGCAGCACAACCAGCUGGCUUCUUCGAGGCCGGGACUGUAUUCUUACGGCCCUGGACGUGGACAGAGGCGAAAGCAUCAAGGCCGGCCGCUGGGUCGGGCUGGGCAUGUGGGUCGCGGUCGUGGCCAUCGCAGCUCUGGGCGGGAUCGUGGCAGACAAGGUUGAGUUGCUGGGAGUGAUUGCAACGCUUGCUGUCGGUUGGCUCCUUCCUUCUCUCUUCUUCAUCAUCACGUUCCAUGUCCGCUCUCCACUUUCCAUCAUCUUCCCGCGUGACGUGCCACCUCCAUCUCUCGAAGAACCCCGCGCCAGUCCCAGCAAUGGGCACAUCCGCACAGUAUCUCUGGACAACCCCGCUACGGACGUACUUCUUGCUCGCAAGGAGCGCCAACUGCAGAAGCGCCGUCUGGGCCGUCGGCUGUGGCAGGACAUGGUCGUAUACGUGGGCAUCUUGCCUGUGGGAUGCGUCACACUGGUGUGGAGCGUAGGGUCCUUCCUCAGCUUGUGGUAGGCGCGUACAGCGACUCAAAGAGGACGAUGGAAGUGAGCAGAGCGUACUUCCGGGUCGCUGGUAAAACAAGACGAUAACUCUGGGCAAGGGCGAUAUGUUGCGGGACAAUGCAUGCUCUGUAUAUAUGCGUUGUCGCCAAUUCGAGGCGCCUCGCCGACAUGGCGUCGCCAACAUCGCUGCCCUCCGGCAGUGGCCUCGG
Cutaneotrichosporon oleaginosum is the source of this 1754-nucleotide messenger RNA. RefSeq lists its product as uncharacterized. Gene Ontology annotation, cellular component: vacuolar membrane. Gene Ontology annotation, biological process: amino acid transmembrane transport. NCBI's taxonomy places the organism in Eukaryota, Fungi, Basidiomycota, Tremellomycetes, Trichosporonales, Trichosporonaceae. The record is from RefSeq and is a predicted model, not a curated record. Gene Ontology annotation, molecular function: L-amino acid transmembrane transporter activity.